CCUUAUAUCGGUCAAUCGAGUAUCCGGCGUAAGGUAUCGUUUCGACAAAGUUAGCUUGAAGCUGAUGCAAUUUUGUCGAGAUAAUUGUGAGAUAUAAGGAAGGCUCUCAGCAAAAUAUUAGUCAUAAAGCAAACAAGAUGCCUGCCGAUCAGUUGGCCGAGUUAAGUCUGGGUGCUCUCUUCACAUCCGAAAAGAAGGGCAGCGAUGAGAGUGGUGAGGGAACGGAAUCGAAACCAUUCAAGACAAUCCUGCAGGCGAUGCGUCAUGCGGGCAAGGAGCCCUUUCCCACGAUUUACGUGGACAGCAAGGAUCCCAAUGCAACGGAGCCCUUUGAACCGGCUGCCAAAUCGCAGUUAAAGAAAAUCCAGAAACUCUUCGUUAGAGAGUCGCACAAAAACGCCGAGAAGCAGCAGCGCGAGGCGGAGGACGCCGAGAAGCGCCAACAGAAUCUGGAGGAGGCGCGCAAGAUCAAGAUCGUGGAGGAUCCCAGCCUGCCAGUGGCUCGUAAAAUUCGCAUCCUCGAGGGCACCGCCAACCGGGAUUCCCGUGUCAAGAUUUACGGCUGGGUGCAUCGACUGCGUCGUCAGGGAAAAGCCCUAAUUUUCAUCACCCUGCGCGAUGGCACUGGCUUCCUGCAAUGCGUGCUAAACGAUCAGCUCUGCCAGACCUACGAUGCCCUUACCCUGAGCACAGAGAGCUCUGUGGUGCUUUUCGGCACUUUGAAGCUGGUUCCGGAAGGCAAGACGGCUCCCGGUGGCCAUGAACUCAACGUGGACUACUGGGAACUGAUUGGCUUGGCUCCUCCCGGCGGUGCCGAUGCCAUUCUCAACGAGGAGGCCCAACCGGAUGUUCAGCUGGACAACAGGCACAUCAUGAUCCGCGGAGAGAACACCUCGAAGGUGCUCAAGAUGCGUUCCGUGGUAGCACAGGCAUUCCGUGCUCACUACGAGGCACGUGGCUACAACGAAGUAACGCCACCGACUUUGGUGCAAACCCAGGUGGAAGGUGGCUCCACUCUCUUCAAGCUGAAGUACUUUGGCGAGGAGGCCUACCUCACGCAGAGCUCGCAGCUCUAUCUGGAAACCUGCCUGCCGGCUUUGGGCGAUGUCUUCACCAUUUCCCAGAGUUAUCGGGCGGAGCAGAGCCGAACGCGCCGCCAUUUGGCUGAGUAUUCUCAUGUGGAAGCCGAGUGCCCCUUCAUCACGUUCGAUGAGUUGCUCGAUCGACUGGAGGAUCUGGUCUGCGAUGUGGUGGAUCGUGUGUUGAACUCGCCUUGGGGCUAUUUGGUCAAGGAGCUUAACCCUAAGUUCAAGCCGCCGCAGAAGCCAUUCCGUCGCAUGAACUACGAGGAUGCCAUCAAGUGGCUGAAGGAAAACAACGUGACCAAGGACGAUGGCACCUUCUACGAGUUCGGCGAAGACAUACCCGAGGCUCCGGAGCGCAAGAUGACGGAUACGAUCAACGAGCCCAUUAUGCUGUGUCGUUUCCCGGCGGAGAUCAAGUCCUUCUACAUGCAGCGCUGCAAGGAGGAUCAGCGCUUGACCGAGAGUGUGGACGUACUGCUUCCAAAUGUGGGCGAGAUUGUGGGUGGAUCGAUGAGGAUUUACGACAGCGAGGAGCUGCUUAAGGGAUAUGCGCGCGAGGGCAUCGACCCGAAACCCUAUUACUGGUACACGGACCAGCGUAUCUACGGAACUAUGCCGCACGGCGGCUACGGUUUGGGUUUGGAACGCUUCCUGUGCUGGCUGCUAGACCGAUACCACAUCCGUGAAGUCUGUCUGUAUCCCCGAUUCCUCGACAGGUGCAGGCCCUAAGCAGCAAAAGGGAACUUUUUCCUUCAGCCAGCAUUUAAGAAUAUUGAGCAUUGUCUUGCAACACCUAAUUGCAGCUUCUGCUACUAAAAAAAUGAAUUAAUACACUUGUCUGUAUAUCUUACUAUGAAUAAAGGCCGCGCCUAUGCUUCAUUAAAAUGAA
Drosophila ficusphila is the source of this 1974-nucleotide messenger RNA. It is a transcript of the gene AsnRS, whose product is annotated as asparagine--tRNA ligase, cytoplasmic. Gene Ontology annotation, biological process: asparaginyl-tRNA aminoacylation. Gene Ontology annotation, molecular function: nucleic acid binding; ATP binding; asparagine-tRNA ligase activity. Bases 138 to 1814 code for a protein of 558 amino acids. The transcript is spliced from 2 exons. Gene Ontology annotation, cellular component: cytoplasm. NCBI's taxonomy places the organism in Eukaryota, Metazoa, Arthropoda, Insecta, Diptera, Drosophilidae. The record is from RefSeq and is a predicted model, not a curated record.